Molecule: messenger RNA, 1348 nt
Organism: Radiomyces spectabilis
Lineage: Eukaryota; Fungi; Mucoromycota; Mucoromycetes; Mucorales; Radiomycetaceae
Product: S-adenosyl-L-methionine-dependent methyltransferase
Exons: 4
Coding region: 191-1270 (359 amino acids)
Biological process (GO): peptidyl-arginine methylation
Cellular component (GO): nucleus
Molecular function (GO): protein-arginine N-methyltransferase activity
Source: RefSeq, a predicted model, not a curated record
ACCAGAUCCAUCGGCAACGGCGUCGCCUCCCUGAUCAUGUAUUUUUUUUCACCAUAUCAACAAACAAAAAGCUAUAUUGUCCCGGUAACCUGUAGCCAAUUCUGAUACAAAAGUCGUUUGGACAACGAUGAAGGAGUCAUGUAGCCUGCUGAACGGGGUUGGCGGACUUUUUCUGCCGUGCUAGUAUCAUAUGCAGCCCUACCACCUGUCUCCAAAAAUAGCAAGUGUGCCAGAUACGCCUGAACCCACUGUUUUUUCUUCAAUAAUGACAGACAAAAAGGGUGACCAUGACAUGACAAGCAAGGACUAUUACUUUGACUCUUAUGCUCACUUUGGCAUUCACGAGGAAAUGUUGAAAGACCAAGUGCGGACAUUGUCUUAUCGUGCUUCCAUUUACAAUAACAAGCAUCUGUUUCGAGACAAGAUUGUGCUUGAUGUCGGUUGUGGAACAGGGAUACUGUCCAUGUUUGCAGCCAAGGCAGGUGCCAAGCACGUUUAUGGGAUUGAUAUGUCCAAUAUCAUUACACAAGCGCGGCAAAUUGUAAAAGACAAUCAUCUCGCUGAUAAAAUCACCUUGAUCCAAGGCAAAAUGGAGGAGGUGGAAUUACCGGUGGAUAAAGUGGAUAUCAUCAUUUCCGAAUGGAUGGGCUAUUUCUUACUGUACGAAUCCAUGUUGGAUACUGUUUUGAUUGCGCGCGACCGGUAUCUGGCCCAGGGAGGUUUAAUGUUUCCUGACAGGGCGACAGUCUACCUUGCUGGAAUUGAAGACGCCGAGUACAAGGAGCAAAAAAUUGACUACUGGAACAAUGUAUAUGGAUUCGAUUACUCUUGUAUACGUCAAAUCGCGUUGAAGGAACCUUUGGUGGAUACUGUCGAAGCCCAAGCCAUCAUGACCACCGCUUGCGCUUUCAAGGAAAUUGAUCUUCAGACUGCCCGUAAAGAAGACCUGUCGUUCAAAGUGCCUUUCACUCUGACCGCUACCAGGGACGACUAUUGUCAUGCUUUCAUUGCUUGGUUCAAUAUUGGUUUCACCCAUUGUCACAAACCAAUCUAUUUCUCCACAGGACCCCACGCAAAAUACACUCAUUGGAAACAGACGGUUUUCUACACACCCGAUACAUUGACCAUGAAACAAGGCGAAACUGUUCAAGGAUUCAUUCGUUGUAUACCGAAUACACAGAAUUCUCGGGAUUUGGACAUCACCAUUGAUUACAAUUUCCAUGGGGAACACGAUCACAUAGAGGAACACUGUGAUUACAAAAUGUGUUAAAGACAAAAAAAUUGAAGUGUCACAUAAAAAAAAAGAAAGUGACCCACACGCUUACUAUUCUUUUUUUUUUUUUGUCUC